Messenger RNA from Cladophialophora yegresii CBS 114405, 963 nucleotides. RefSeq lists its product as uncharacterized. Lineage: Eukaryota; Fungi; Ascomycota; Eurotiomycetes; Chaetothyriales; Herpotrichiellaceae. The record is from RefSeq and is a predicted model, not a curated record. Bases 1 to 963 code for a protein of 320 amino acids. The transcript is spliced from 3 exons.
AUGGACUCAUACACUUCGACUCCCAGCAACGACGUCGACGCCAGGGACAAACCCAUAAUGGAAUUCCACCCUGAACUCUGGCCUGUCCUGGAGAGAAACCGACCAGUCCUCAACCUUGACCUCUUCUGGCCGAUCAAAUGCGAACGCGUGGACAAUGCCGAAGAACAGAGAACCGAAGGUGACCAGAAGGGCACCUUCCCACCCAGAGACCUCAGGCCUCUUGUCUCAUUUCGCAACCUCCACGUCCUCCACCUCGGCGGCAUGAGGAAAUCCUACCAGCCCGUCAUCUGGGAAGCCUGUUUUGUCAAUGCCAACCUCACCAAACUCACGCUCGAAAUGGCGCUGGAACCAGAAAUCAGCGACGACUUCAAGGCGCAGUAUAAAAAGAUUGACAGCACCUGGGCCUACGACGGCUCCAAACCCAGCUACCCCGAACCAACAGAGUACAUGUACCUGGGCCUUGAAGGCUCAGGGGAACUGCACCCCGACUUCGGCAGCGGAGAGUAUCUCGACCGCACCGCCAUGAGGCAGGCACAAGCCGCAGUCAAGGACGGAGUCGGAGUCGCGGUCAAGCGUCAUCUGCCCAUCCAGAGUCUGACGCUAAGCAAUUUCGUCGUGGAUGCCGGUCCCUUCUUCCGCUGGUUCGACCCAGAGCGCCUCAGGGAGGUGAUUUUCACGGGCACCUGUUGGGACGCGGGUUUCUAUCUGCCCAACGAGAUGCGGCGCGGGGUGAGGGCAGAAGGGCCCCAGAAGCCCAAGCCACUGGUCGCCAGGGUUAUCAAGCCCGGCGAGGCCAAGGUGGUGAGCCUGAGUCAGGGCAAGCUGGUGAAGCGGGAGGACUGGGAUGGGGAGAACCAUCUACCUGAUCCUGAGCCUGGCAUUGGCGAUGCUAGUGGCGGCAGGGACCUGAAGACAAAGGUCAGCCAGAUAUCGGGGGUAGGCAAGCAGGCCACCAAUGAGUAG